AUGCCGAAGCGCAGCAAGAAGGAGGGGGAGGGGGAGGAGAGCGGGUGGCACAUCAACCAGUAUAGACCAGUACAGACCAGUAUGGACCAGUAUAGAGCAGUAUAUGAACUAGUACCCACCAGUAUAGACCAGUAUGGAACAGUACAGACCAGUACGGACCAGUAUGGGCCAUGGGUCAAGGAGGAGGCCCCCGACGUCCUGUGCCUCCAGGAGACGAAAUGUGGGGCGCAGGCCGUGCCCCCCGAGCUCCGCGCCCUCCCCGACCUGCCCCACCAGUUCUGGGCCAGCCCCGAGGGGCGCCCCGGCUACAGCGGUGUGGGGCUGCUGGCGCGGCACGAGCCCCUCAGCGUCACCUACGGCAUCGAGGAGGACCCGUGUUCUCUCUGCCCCAUAUCGCAGUGGGUCAAGGAGGAGGCCCCCGACGUCCUGUGCCUCCAGGAGACGAAAUGUGGGGCGCAGGCCGUGCCCCCCGAGCUCCGUGCCCUCCCCGACCUGCCCCACCAGUUCUGGGCCAGCCCCGAGGGGCGCCCCGGCUACAGCGGUGUGGGGCUGCUGGCGCGGCACGAGCCCCUCAGCGUCACCUACGGCAUCGGUGAGGAGGAGCACGACCGCGAGGGCCGGGUGGUGACGGCCGAGUUCCCUUCCCUCUACGUGGUGGCCGCCUACGUCCCCAACUCGGGGCGGGGCCUGGUGCGCCUGGACUAUCGGCGCCGCUGGGACGCGGCCUUCAGGGGUUACCUCACCCGCUUGGACGCCCUCAAGCCCGUGGCCCUUUGCGGGGACCUCAACGUGGCCCACCAGGAGCUGGACCUCUGCCACCCCAAGGCCAACCGCCGCUCGGCCGGCUUCACCCUGGAGGAGCGGGAGGGGAUGGGGCAGCUCCUGGAGUCGGGCUUCUUGGAUUCCUUCCGUCACCUCUACCCCACCCUGCCCCACGCCUACACCUUCUGGACCUACUUAGGGGGCGCCCGGGAGCGUAACGUGGGUUGGAGGUUGGAUUAUUUCCUCCUCUCCCGUCGCCUGGAGGGGGCGCUCUGCGACAGCAAGAUCCGCUCCCGCGUCCUGGGGAGCGACCACUGCCCCAUCACCCUCCUCCUGGCCCUAUAGCUGACCCCCAAGUGCGCCCCAUAGCCAAGGGAGAUCCGGGGGAUGGUGGAGAACCUCAAGAGGUGCCCCUAAUUCGCCCAAAAUUCACCCAAAAUGGCCCCAAAUCGGGGUUUGGUGAGGUCAUCGAUGACCAUCCAACCUCAACUUGGCCAUAAAUCCAACCCCACUGCCCUAUAACCCACCUCCCUGCCCCAUAGCUGACCCCCAAGUGCGCCCCAUAGCCAAGGGAGAUCCAUCUCACCAUGGAGAACCUCAAGAGGUG
This is a messenger RNA of Calidris pugnax (ruff), 1369 nucleotides long. Its product is annotated as DNA-(apurinic or apyrimidinic site) lyase-like. Gene Ontology annotation, cellular component: nucleus. Lineage: Eukaryota; Metazoa; Chordata; Aves; Charadriiformes; Scolopacidae. The transcript is spliced from 5 exons. Gene Ontology annotation, molecular function: DNA binding; phosphoric diester hydrolase activity; double-stranded DNA 3'-5' DNA exonuclease activity. Gene Ontology annotation, biological process: base-excision repair. The coding region runs from base 1 to 1107 and encodes 368 amino acids. The record is from RefSeq and is a predicted model, not a curated record.